Molecule: messenger RNA, 1702 nt
Organism: Lactuca virosa
Lineage: Eukaryota; Viridiplantae; Streptophyta; Magnoliopsida; Asterales; Asteraceae
Source: the annotation of a GenBank genome assembly
AUGAAAGACAAAUUUGUAUCACUCUGUAUCCGCACACCUAUAUUACUGAUAAAAUGUGGAGAGAAGAUGAGGAUCACAUCAAGUCACCUCUAAUUAGUAUUAUAUCACAAGAAGAUGGAGAUGGAGAUGGAGAUGGAGAUGGAGAUGGUGUGUUUGAGGAAAUGAAGAAGCAGUUAUGGUUGGCAGGCCCUCUCAUAUGUGUCUCCCUCCUACAGUAUUCUCUGAACCUCAUUUCGAUCAUGUUCGUUGGUCAUCUUGGAGAGUUGUCUCUCUCUGGUGCUUCCAUGGCUACCUCCUUCGCUAGUGUCACUGGUUUCAGUUUAUUUAUGGGAAUGGCAUGUGCGUUAGAUACGCUAUGUGGUCAAUCGUAUGGAGCAAAGCAGUACCAUAUGCUAGGCAUAUACAUGCAGAGAGCAAUGGUGAUACUUAUGUUAGUCAGCAUACCCGUAGCUCUUAUAUGGCUCAACACAGGGUCCAUCCUAAAAGCCGUGGGUCAAGACCCGGACAUAUCUAGAGAGGCUGGAGUGUAUGCUCAGUUCAUGCUUCCAAGCCUUUUCGCUUAUGGCCUCCUCCAAUGUCUUGUAAGAUUUCUACAAACACAAAACAUUGUGUUCCCCAUGAUGGUGAGCUCAGGGAUUGCCACUUUGUUACAUGUGUUGAUUUGUUGGCUUUUGGUGUUCAAAUCUGGCCUUGGUACCAAAGGGGCUGCAUUGGCUAAUUCCAUAUCGUAUUGGAACAACGUCAUUUUAUUAGCACUUUAUGUCAAGUUUUCAUCUUCUUGUGUCAAAACUUGGACUGGGUUCUCUAGAGAAGCGAUCCAUGGUAUCCUCCCUUUUAUCAAGCUCGCAAUACCUUCGGCGGUUAUGGUAUGCUUGGAGAUGUGGUCAUUUGAGCUGAUUGUUCUGCUUUCCGGGCUUCUUCCAAAUCCUAAAUUGGAGACCUCGGUGCUUUCAAUUUGUCUUAAUACGGCAGCAGUGGUGUGGAUGAUUCCUUUUGGAUUAAGUGGUGCUGUUAGUACGCGGGUAUCAAACGAGUUGGGAGCUGGACAUCCACGCACAGCCAGAUUGGCAGUGAUUGUUGUCCUAGUGGUGGCCGUUGUAGUCGGAAUAUUGGUUGGAUCAGUUCUGAUAUUGAUCCGUAAUAUAUGGGGAUAUGCAUAUACUAGUGAGGCCGAAGUUGUAAAGUAUGUAGCAUCCUUGAUGCCAAUUCUAGCAGCAUCAAACUUCAUAGAUGGUCUCCAAUGUGUUCUUUCAGGUUCUGUACGAGGAUGUGGUUGGCAAAAGAUUGGCGCAUACAUUAACCUUGGGUCAUACUACCUUGUAGGCAUCCCUUUAGCUGUUUUACUAGCUUUUACAUUGCAUAUUGGAGGAAAGGGAUUAUGGUUCGGGAUUAUUUGUGCAUUGAUCGUCCAAGUAGCUUCGUUGGUGACCAUUACUAUACGUACAGACUGGAAGAUAGAGGCUAAGAAGGCACAAGAAAGGGUCUAUGAGUCUUCAUUGCCUAUGGACAUUGUAUCAUGACGAUGAAGUUUGCAAAGCUUGGUGGUGGGAAGGAUAAAUUGGAGCUAGAUUGAAGAGAGGAUAAAUUUAGUGACAUGAUUAUAGAUUAUAUUUACGAACGAUUAUUAUACAAUAUGCUGAUAUAAGUUACUGAAAUCUUUCAUCAAAUAGUUGAGUCGUAUAAACAUUUGCUGAAUAUUGGU